Messenger RNA from Danaus chrysippus (African queen), 1245 nucleotides. NCBI's taxonomy places the organism in Eukaryota, Metazoa, Arthropoda, Insecta, Lepidoptera, Nymphalidae. The record is from the annotation of a GenBank genome assembly.
AUGACAGUGAUGGUUUAUUUUAAAGUUAUAUUAUAUUUUCUAUUAUGGGCUUCCGUUUGUGACAUAUGCGAAGCGUACAGCCAAAGAGAAUGCGGUGUGCCUCUUCGUCGUCACACCAGACAGCCUCGAGAGAGGUCCGCCAGCCAACUCAGGAUUAUCAAGGGAAGAGAGUCUAAGAGAGGAGCCUGGCCGUGGCAGGUUUCACUGCAACUGUUACAUCCCAACUACGGUCUGAUCGGUCAUUGGUGCGGCGGAGUGCUGGUUCAUCCACAGUGGCUGCUCACCACAGCGCAUUGCGUUCACAACUGUAUCUUUCAUAGCGAGCUGUUCAACUUGCCGCUACCAGCGUUGUGGACGGCGGUACUUGGUGAGUGGGACCGUAAUGAACAGCGGGGCUCAUUCCUACCCAUCGAGAGGAUCAUACUUCAUCAUCGCUUCCACAACUACCAGCAUGAUAUAGCUCUGAUGAAGAUGACGAAAUCAGCGGACGUUAGCACUAGGAGUCGCAUCCGAGCCAUCUGUUUGCCUCCAUAUGAACCAGUGGACGAAAACACAGAAAGGAGCACUACUUACACCACCCAAGAGGCGAAGAAGAAGAUUAGACCACCACGACCAAAACCUGACACCGCCAACAAAUACUUGGAGAAAAUAAACAACCUCACAAGAACUAUACAUACUAAAGACAAGAAGAAGAACACCAAAUACAACGUGAGGAUGUCCAACGAAAAUGGACUCCGAGAUAGAAAAAUAGACGAGCAACAAGCUAUCUACGAUGGAGCGUCACUGGACAGAGUAGUGAACCUCAUACAGAAAGGAAAAGAUAUCUCCAGGAGCGAUAAAAUGAUAUCUAGUUACCACGAAAUAGAUCCCUUCAUAGAUAACUCUAUAGAUACAAGAGAAGAGUGUUAUACUACAGGCUGGGGCCGGCAGCAGACCAACGGCAGUUUGACAGAUGUGCUGCUCGAAGCAGAAGUGCCGAUACUGCCGCUCAGUACUUGCAGGGACAAAUACUCACUCAGUCUGCCGCUCAACGACGGACAUUUAUGCGCCGGCAGCACAGACGGCAGCAGUGGAGCGUGCGUGGGUGACAGCGGUGGUCCUCUGCAAUGUAUAGUCGGUGGUAGGUGGGUGCUCCGCGGGCUGACUUCUUUCGGGUCGGGCUGCGCCCUCACCGGCGUCCCUGACGUAUACACUAACGUUAGACAUUACGUUGCCUGGAUCUAUGCUCACGUUUACGCUGGAUAG